AGAUCAAAUAACAGGAAAAGGAAGAAGAAGAAGAAGAAGAAGGUGUUAUGCAGGGUAAAUUGAUGAGAUUUCUGUUUACAUUUUGUCUUGCACUGACGACAAGUGGCUUCCUUUGCCUCCUCUAUAUAUCCUCGUCUGAGAGGCAUCGACGUCCUGCAGCUCCUGAUAAGGGUAUUCCUGGCAAGUGUUGGUCUAUGUUCAACAUCGGGGUUCAGAAAUAUCCUAAACGAAAUUUUGGAAACGGGCUGGCUCCUGGAACAAGCUAUUACGAGGAAGUCAGUGAGAGUUUACCCACUCUUCUCCGGACACUUCCAAAUGGAACCCUGGAUUUAUUACCCAAGUCGAGACUUCAGAUUACCGGAGGGAGGCUGGACUAUCUGGACUGCGGCAUAAGAAUGUACGACGCCAAGGAUGUCAUGAAAUGCUCUGCUUUGCGGCGAAAUGGCCGAGACGGACCUCUGUGGAUUGCUUUUGUUGGAGACUCAAAAAUGCGAGACACAUUCAAAGGAUUUCUCAAUAUGACGCCAAAUUUCAAUUGGCAUAUCUAUAAUACUUCCUCAAAAGAGGUCACUUCAACCACUUGGGAAACAUUUGCUUCAACGCAUCACCCGAAGUUUCAGCAGUCUGUUAGUGUUAAGGGAGCACUGGAUUCAAGAGUUGACUUAGUCUGGGCAACUCAUGGGCUUAAUAUUUAUAAAAUCGCAAAGGUGCCUCAAGAGGAACUAGAGUACUGGGCGUACGAAGCAUCACAGGUGCCGGACGUUGUCGUCAUAGGAUUUGGGGCAUGGUCCAUUACUGGGGGAUUUGCAUCGGAUCAUGAAAGUCUCAACCCAUUCACUGAUUGCGUAGAUGAAUGGAUGAAAGCAAGCAAGGUCUUGGAAAUUCUUUCCCGACGUACACCAGUCAUUGCUUGGGCUCAGUCACGAUCAAGAGAAUUUACUGCUAAGCGUUAUGCGGUCAAUGGGUGGUCUGGUUCAAACACAGAUGACGAAUCUCUCAACAAUGAAACAGCAAAUGAUCGUUUCUACAGAGUUUCAUAUUACACUCGCCAUUUAUCCACUGGAGCUGAGUGGGCUGAUGAAGCAAUGCACGUGGCACUCCUCAACUCCAAUAUCAUUAUUUGGGACUCGAUGUUACCCUCGGGCCUCCUGAACAUCAAGGAGUGCCAAUCCCUAUACGACGCCGGGAUGAUGGAACAUCCAACAUAUUUCGCACAUGCAUGUCAUGACGACAUUCACCCAGACCAAUUCACAAUUAGGGAUGAACAUACGAUGAUCCUGAAUUUACUAUGCAAUCAUCACAUGGACAAUAAUGGUUCUCGAUAUUGUUGUCCAUAG
Molecule: messenger RNA, 1337 nt
Organism: Macrobrachium nipponense
Lineage: Eukaryota; Metazoa; Arthropoda; Malacostraca; Decapoda; Palaemonidae
Exons: 8
Coding region: 48-1337 (429 amino acids)
Source: RefSeq, a predicted model, not a curated record